Messenger RNA from Boleophthalmus pectinirostris (great blue-spotted mudskipper), 5151 nucleotides. It is a transcript of the gene atf1, whose product is annotated as activating transcription factor 1. The transcript is spliced from 8 exons. Bases 168 to 1058 code for a protein of 296 amino acids. The record is from RefSeq and is a predicted model, not a curated record. NCBI's taxonomy places the organism in Eukaryota, Metazoa, Chordata, Actinopteri, Gobiiformes, Gobiidae. Gene Ontology annotation, biological process: regulation of transcription by RNA polymerase II. Gene Ontology annotation, molecular function: DNA-binding transcription factor activity, RNA polymerase II-specific; protein binding; RNA polymerase II cis-regulatory region sequence-specific DNA binding. Gene Ontology annotation, cellular component: nucleus; ATF4-CREB1 transcription factor complex.
UCCUUUGGGGAAAAAAGUGGUCAGCUAUUUUUUUUAGCUGACAUCUUUCUGUUUUAGCCGUUAGCUUUGCUUGUUUAGAAACUUUUACACCCAGUUUCAUCUGUCAAAGUAAACACACGAACUCCACGCUGUGCGCCAGAGCCGAUAAGAGGCCCGGGAAAGUGAAAAUGGAAGAUGUACAGAUUGGCACCAAUGGCACUGACUCUUCCUCCACAAACUCACAGGUAGCCCAACAGAUGUCACUGGCCGGUUCUCCUGUCACUGUCGUACAGCUGCCCGGGGGACAGUUACAGGUUCAGGGGGUGAUCCAGUCUGCGCAGUCCUCAGUCAUCCAGUCUCCACAGGGACACACUCCACAGACCCAGGGCUCAGACAGUGACGAUUCACAGGACUCUUCAGACAGUGGAGCUGCAGCACAGAGACCCAGAGAGCUGCUCGCCCGACGGGAGUCAUACAAAAAAAUCCUGAAUGAGCUGUCCUCUGAGACGGGAGCAGAGAUCAGUGCAGUGUCCACAGGCGUCACUGGAGUCGCAGUCCCCUCCACCCCCAUCUACCAGACCAGUACCGGGCAGUACAUUACUAUAGGAGCCAAUGGGACGAUCCAGUUGGCGUCUCCGGGCUCCGAUGGGCUCCAGGGGGUGCAGGCUCUGACCAUGUCCAGUGCGGGAGGGGCUCAGUCGGGCACCACCAUCCUGCAGUACGCCCAGACCCCAGACGGGCAGCAGAUACUCGUGCCCAGUAACCAGGUGGUGGUGCAAGGAGCCGGAGGCGAGAUGCAGACGUAUCAGAUCAGGACCACGCCCUCCUCCAGCUCUCUGCAGCAGACCGUUGUCAUGACCAGUCCUGUGGGACUGUCCCAAACCAAGACCGAUGACCCCACAUUAAAGAGGGAGAUCAGGCUCGCCAAGAACAGGGAGGCAGCUCGUGAAUGUCGAAGGAAGAAAAAGGAAUAUGUGAAAUGUUUGGAAAACCGUGUGGCUGUUCUGGAAAACCAAAACAAGACGCUCAUAGAGGAACUGAAAACUUUAAAGGACCUGUAUUGUGUGAAAACUGGAUAAUCGCAAAGGGUUGAAAUCAAAACAGCAGCUCAGUCGGCGGACUCUCGGGCAGGUUUGUGGGAACACUUUAUUUCAGGUGCGAUUCUUCAGUUUUAUAUUCGUGUAACGUCAUGUGAUGGCAGUCUGAUAUUCUCAACAAAACAAGUGCAAAACCAGUUCACAUCAAGUUGGGACGUAGUGUAAAGCAUAAACAACAGACGCCAUUUUGGAGACUAAUUGUGAUGUGAAAUCAGGAUUCAGUUCAGUGUCCUUUGGUUUUGUAAACUCAAAUUAUAACGCUUCCUUUAUACUCUCUACUCUACUUACAGUUAAAAUCCAGUUGGAGCACAGCAUAAAGCACAAUUAACAGACAUAAUUUUGGAUUCAUUAUUUUUGUAAUUGCGUUGAAAUUUUAGUCAUGAUUUCAGAUCAGGAUUCAGUUCAGUGUCCUUUUUAAAGUAGAGUAGAGUUGGUGUAUCCAGCAGUAUUUUAAUUUGAGAGCACAAAACUUGUUUAAAUCCAGUUUGAACCUGGUGCAAAAAGAAAAAACAUUUCUGGACGCCAUUUCGGGCACUAGUCAUGAUUCUUUUUUUUUUUUUUUUUUUUUUUUUUUUGCAAUCACAGUGACAUUUUAGAUGCAUGUUUUCAAAUCAGGAUUCACUUCACAAUGUUCAGUUCAGUUCUCAAGUAUCCAAAAGCAUUAAUAUUUGAGAGAAGACUGAAAUCUGAACUGAUAAAGCAAUACAAGAAUGACAUUUCAGAACAUGUUUCCCCAUUAAAACUUGUCAAAUAUAAUAUAUAAAUCAAAUAUUCAAUUCAAUUAAAAUUUUUACUGCAGUUAUUUGUGGAACCCUAUUCUUAAGACGUGUGACCAAAGGUAGAACAAUGUUUAGAAAAAUGUUUGGAAUUGUUCUGCUGUCUCACUAAAAACAUUCUUUAAAUCAUGUUGGCUUGGAUUGUGUAACUUUCUGUUGGAGAGUGCGCCACCUGCUUGUCUUCAGGCCAAGUUACAGGUCAGGUUUGUGGAGAGACAAGCCCAAGCAAAAUGAGAAAUGAGAAUGGAUGUUUUUGAGGGUAGUUUUGAGCAAUAAAAAAACACCUGUAAUAAACCAAAUACUAGCUGGAACAUUAAAGGGAAAGCAAUAACAUCUUCAUUUUAAGACAAAUAGGCUGCAUAUUCAUGAUUGGAACAGUUACACAGUGCAACUUUAAAUGACAUGUUGAAAUAAUUAAAAAUGAUUUUUUUAAAAUUAAUGAUGACUUUUUUAGUUCAGAUGCAGAUUUCAAAAUUAAGGCAUUAAAUAUCUGCAUCAGCUGAAGUCCAUGGAUGAAAUAAAAAAUAAAAAAAAUAAGACAAAAUCCAAAUCAUCCAAAUGUGAUCUGAAGCUGUUCUUUAUUCCUCAAGUAACUACAAAAUAAAUGUGCGUAAAUUAAAAGUUCAAACUAUGUGACACUUUCAGGGCCAAUUACAACCAUUAAAUAGUCUUAUUACAUACAUUUAUAUUGUGUGUCCAUUCAGGAUAUCGACUGAACCGAUAUUUGUAAGCCAAUAUCAAAUCCACAGCUAUUUUUUUCAGUAUCGACUCUGAUAUCAGAUACCAGUAUCAGAUCGUGCGUCCUUUAAAGGGCCCAUGUCACACUGUUUUCUAAUCUAUGUUCUAAUCUCGUUUCCUCAUCACAAACAGACCUGGGGCCUCAUUUAUAAAGCUUGCUUACGCAAAAAUCCGUGCGUGCGCGCUUCCUACUCCAACCACGGUAUUUAUAAAACUCGCCUAAGGCGUGGCUCUUUGCUUAACUCUACGCCAACUCGGGACCUCCUGUAAGUUCUACGCAAAGUCUGGAGACACGGGGAAAAAGCGACACUCGUGGAGAGAAGCAGAAGUGAACAGAGUUUGAGGAAGUGUUUGAUCAGAAAAUCCACGUAUAUAGAAGAAUUACCUUCAGAUUUGCGCAUUUAAAUGUUUGGUUCGCCAAAACAAGGAGAAGGGCUGUUUAUUCCACUCAUUAUUCUCCACAAUAUUAUACAUUUGACACUCGUGCACAAGUGCGGCCACGUUCCCGGACUCGGUGCAGAGUCUCCCACAGUCCACACCGCGACCAUAGACUUCUAUAGAACACAGUCUGUGACCAACACAGAGGACGAAAUAAUGACCCGACCUGAGAGAAAACUCUUCCCUUGGACGCAGCAGGAGCCAGGCUUUGAUUUAAUGAACGCAACUUUAACACUUUUACUUUAGUCUUUACGCACCGAGCGGCAGAGUGACCCGACAGUGUUGCGGACAACACGAAGCCUACUGCCCGAACCUGACCCGAACCAAAAUCUUUCCUACAUUUUUGUGUAAUGGGGAACUCUUGCACAUGAGAGCUGCUUUCUGACUGUAUGAAGAACAGAAUAAUGCCCGUGCCCGUCCCGACCCAGAGCCACACUCACAGGGAGCAGUUUGGAUAUUUCGUGUGGACUUUAAUUGGCAGAAUAACAUCUGUAUCUGAUGUGUUUCGUGUUAAAUCUGUGUCCUCGUAUCCUUGUAUCCCUCCCUUGCUCCUUUCCCUCUCCAGAGGAGGGCAUCUGAAUCUCUCGCACGUGCUCAUAAUUUGACCAUUCAGAUCAGUGCGUGCACGUAUCUACGUGUAUAUGCAUAUAUAUACAUUAAAUAUACAGGGCCAGUCCUCACACACAUCAUAGACAGACUUAAAAAUAUAGCGAUACAACUCUUGAAACAGCGAAAAAACACAUGGGCUUUACUGCAAAGAUGUGCUGCCUAAAUAUUAUAAAAAAUGAUUAAAUGAACAGAUGAGUCAUUGUUGUCACUUUUAGUUUUGUAUUUAUUUAUUAAACCUUGUUUAAUAAAGUCUUUAAAUCAAGUCUUUGUCGUGAUCACGUGGUGCUGCGUGGAGCGUCCUCCUUCCUCUGUCCCGCGUGUCUCGGUCAAACCUACUGAUUAUCGGCUCAUGUUUAGGGAAAUCUCAUUCACGAGUCACUUUACAUGCUCCUUUUAUGGUGAGGUGGAGGUGUGGAGAGGGCGUGGCGUGGGUUUACGUGUGCAAAUUCUAGUUGCAGGUGGGAUUUAUAAAGCAAAGAUUGCGUGGUUUGGUGUGUGCGGUGGGUUUUCUAAAUAUGGAGUUUGCGUGGCGCACGCCUGUCGUAGCUACUAGGUAUACGCACUAACUUACGACAACUCCUGCACAGUUUUUUAUAAAUGAGGCCCCUGAACUUGUGUUUUGUUUCAUUCACACAUGUUUAACACACAAAAAAACUGCACAUUUACACUGAGUUCUCCUCUCAGACAGAAAACACUCUGUUCCACCUUGUGAUGUCACAGGAAGUGCUUCACUGUGUGUGUUUUUAAACUUCAUUUCAGACCUGGAUUUCAAAGUCUCUACUGAACAAAUGGCACAAGCAGUAUACUUAAACUACCACUACAUGACAUCACAAGGUGGAACAGAGCAUUUUGAGCUUUAAAAAUGCAGACAGACUCUUAAUAAAGGGUUACUCAAACAUGUGUAAAUGAAACAAAAUGCACAACUCCACGUGUUUUGGUAAAUGAACAAUCUUCUAAUGCAAAGGUCAAUUUUGAGUAUUUUAUAGAACGUUUAAAAAAAGUUUUAUUAAAAGAAAACAUGGAAAACAAAUUUUUUUAGAACUGGUUUGCACUUGUUCUUGUUUCCACCUGCUGUUUUUAAUCGCUAUAACAUUUAUAGUUGUGUACAUUUUAAUACUGGGAAGUUUGAAACCGUGAGCUUUACUCUCACUUUCUAAAUGUAUCCCUUUGUUUAUUUUUGUGUUUUUAAAAUUGCUGAUAUAUUUUUUUUUUCUUUCUAACCUCUUCAGAUUUUUAACUGUAUGAACUAUUUCACAUUAUGUUUUCAGUUUUAUUUUUUGUGAACCAAUUCUUAUGUUUCCCAUAAAGGAGGUGUUACAGAUGUGUCAUUCCUUAGUGCAGUGCAAUGGACGAUAGAACGGACGUUUCAUGUUUGGGUUUGGUUGUUUUUUGCCAGUUACUUCGACAAUCAGGGAAAAGCACAUUGUCCAGGUAAUAUUUAUUAGGUGAAAAAAAAGAACAAGCAGUUUAUGAAAUUCAUGAUUGUGUAACAAAAUAAAUCUAUUUUCACUUUA